Helianthus annuus (common sunflower) is the source of this 797-nucleotide messenger RNA. RefSeq lists its product as uncharacterized. NCBI's taxonomy places the organism in Eukaryota, Viridiplantae, Streptophyta, Magnoliopsida, Asterales, Asteraceae. The record is from RefSeq and is a predicted model, not a curated record. Gene Ontology annotation, molecular function: zinc ion binding; nucleic acid binding. The coding region runs from base 27 to 740 and encodes 237 amino acids. The transcript is spliced from 2 exons.
CUUCUGCCUUCGCUGCAAACAACGAAAUGAUAGCCUUCUUCGCCAGUCAAUCAAAAGAAAAACUGGAAAUAGCAGCUUCAGUGAUCAACUGUUUGAAUGCUUUCAUUGCAGGAAAGCUUGAUCCACCAAAGUGGAGUCCUAAUGAUCUGUCUCAGAUUCAUCCAGAUGAUGUUGAAGAAAUGGAUAUCACUUGGCAGAUGGCAAUGGCUGCCUUCAGAGCUCAAAAGUUUGUGAGAAAAACAGGUAAAAACAGGUGGGGAAAUGCAUGGAAUGGAGCUGCUAAAGUGCCCUUUAAUCUUCGUUGUUUCAACUGUCAUGAGGAAGGACACUAUGCUCGUAACUGCCCAAAGCCACUUGUAAACAGAGAUCAAGCUUCUGCAGAAUUAACGCAACCAGCAACACCUGGUCAACCUGCAACUCCUAAUCGAGAAAGGGCUCUUGUGACCACUACCAGUAUAGCAGAUGCUGAAGCUUCUGGAAGUCCACAGCCGCAAGGAUUAGCACAAGCACUGGUGGUACAGCCCAACAUUCACUUUGAUUGGUCUUCAGAAAUUGAGCGUUUGAACAUAUCAGCUCCAGAGAAUCAAACUGCUACAUCCAACAUUGCUUUCAUGACCUCAAGCGAACAUAGCUCUAAGCCAGAGGAAGAGACUGCAGCUGAUGAUUUUGCAUUCAUGACUCAAAUCCUGUCAGCACCUGUCAAAGGUCUCACGAAAGAAGAGAUGAUAGCUCUGAAGUAAAAUGUGGUGAUGUUCAUGGGAGUGAACCAGUCGUUAUUGCAAAUGUGUCUGAACCUU